GUGGGUGGAAGUCAAUAUUUAGGACUCAUUUCCAACUAUGCUCACGGAAUUUGCUAUGGAGGCUGGUUCGACUAUGUGUCCUGCCCACAUUUUCUUUUUGAGAUAGGCAUAUACUUGUCACUAUGGCUGGUGCUACCGCAUGCUUACACAUUCCAAUUUCUGCUCAUAUUCGUGGUAGUCAACCAAUUGUUUGCUGCGCAAAUCACCCACCGAUGGUAUCGAAGAACGUUCAAAGCUUAUCCGCCAGACCGAAAAGCUAUCAUACCCUUUUUACUCUAAGA
Molecule: messenger RNA, 281 nt
Organism: Strongylus vulgaris
Lineage: Eukaryota; Metazoa; Nematoda; Chromadorea; Rhabditida; Strongylidae
Source: the annotation of a GenBank genome assembly